AUGGGAAGCGAUCUCUCCCCCAACCUACAACAUGUGCUUAUUCUUAUUGUCGCCCUUAUCAACCAUGCUACCAAUUCCGGCUCCGGCUCCGGGUCCAGCAGCAGCAGCAGCAGCAGUGACGAGGAGGAGGAGGAGGCCGGGAGUGGCAACGGUGAUGACGGUGAUGAUGACGGUGACCGUGGCCGUGGCCGUGAUGACGGCGGAAGUGCUGCGAUGAUGAGGAAGGCCAAGAUGAGGGUGGAGCGCUCUGUCACAGCAGGAACAGGAAGCAUCACGACGAUCGAUGCCAUCCUCAAGGAGCUCGAGUACAGCCGUCUCCAAACUAUGACGCUCGGCGAGCUGCGGGAGGGCGCUUUUUUUCGAGGCCUGGGCCGCGAUGCGAACCGCCGCCUCCAGCUCCACAUCCACUCCGUCGACAGCACCAACGUUGACACCAGCCCCCUGCUUCUCGAAGUUGCUCCUCCCCACGACUACGAUCCAGAGGCUUGUCGCAUCGCCUUCACCAUCGACACGGCUGAGUCGGUACUCCACGCCGCCACAGCCAGUGCAGUAGCGGCCGACGUCAUCUUGCCACGCGUGCGAGAGCUCCUCCUGCUCGACGACAACCGCCUCGCCAAUCUUGCUGCCUCCGUGCUCGGCCUCCGCCACCACAAUGGUGACGACGACGGCGGUGACGACGACCAUGUGUCCGUCUCGCCCUCGGUGGCAGAAAAGCUCAUCUGUGCAGCCAACGCGGUAGAUGGGUACAACUGGCUGCCGCCUUUCAUCAUCGAGAUUGGAUUCUCUACCCCGAUGGACUCGAUCACUGCCAAGAAAUACCUCACCUCCAAUGCCGGCCAGGUCUGCGCCGUCCUCCUCCUCAACAUCGAAUACAGCAGCCUGCAACAGCGCCUCCUCGCACCGCCCGGCCACGCGCCGCCCGCCAUCUCCCUACACCUCUUCCGUCUCGCCACCAGCUGCACCGAGUGGGGCGUCGCCCACCCCGCCGACGACGUCGACGUCCGCGCCGCGGCCCGCGCCGGCCGCCAUCUCCGCCUCUACCUGUCCGACUUCCACCGCAGCCUCCCCUGCUCGCCCCUCGAGAUCCCGUAUCGUGCCCUCCAGGCCGUUGUGGACGAGGCGCUCACCCAGCAGGCGCGCGCGGACCGCUGGACCGAGGGCCCGGCGGCGGGCCGCCCUGCUGUAGACUUGAUGGGAGGGAGGAAGCGCUCCAGCGCCGUCGUCGUGCAGGAGGAGGUGGUGGAGGAUGGGCCCGAACCUGCUAGGAUGGUUGUUUCCAUUUUUGGCAGAUAG
This is a messenger RNA of Phaeoacremonium minimum UCRPA7, 1293 nucleotides long. RefSeq lists its product as hypothetical. The record is from RefSeq and is a predicted model, not a curated record. The transcript is spliced from 4 exons. NCBI's taxonomy places the organism in Eukaryota, Fungi, Ascomycota, Sordariomycetes, Togniniales, Togniniaceae. Bases 1 to 1293 code for a protein of 430 amino acids.